CAUCGAAGCCGCAUCAAGCACCACAACUGCCCGACAGACACACUCGCCAUGGCGGUGACACCGACUCAAUUUGCCCGGAAGACGGCUCAGUCGGCCAACUGGAACGAUGCGAAGCGACGAGUUCUAGCGUCAUACAGAGAAUGGAUCCGAGCUGCGCCCGAGAUCCAGACCAUGUACUCCGUCCCCUUCCCAGUCUCCGUCAUCAGGACGCGGAUGCGACAAGAGUUUGAGCGACACCGAUACGUGAACAAGCUGCCCGUCGUCGAUGUCCUCCUUAUGCAGAACAACGCCGAAUACCAAGAGACGAUGAACUUCUGGAAACAGCAGACGCACGUUUUGUCAUACUUCCCCGAAGAGAACUUCCGUGGUCACGAGAGGCUGCCCAAGACCUUCAUGUCAGGCUUCCUUGAGGGUCGCAACUAGAAAGGAAAUGGGGGUAUCAUUCCUUGUGUAUAUAGCAAUCCGAAAGCAGAAAUCAGAA
This is a messenger RNA of Truncatella angustata, 481 nucleotides long. RefSeq lists its product as uncharacterized. The coding region runs from base 49 to 423 and encodes 124 amino acids. The record is from RefSeq and is a predicted model, not a curated record. NCBI's taxonomy places the organism in Eukaryota, Fungi, Ascomycota, Sordariomycetes, Amphisphaeriales, Sporocadaceae. Gene Ontology annotation, biological process: response to oxidative stress. The transcript is spliced from 5 exons.